This is a messenger RNA of Peniophora sp. CBMAI 1063, 690 nucleotides long. NCBI's taxonomy places the organism in Eukaryota, Fungi, Basidiomycota, Agaricomycetes, Russulales, Peniophoraceae. The record is from the annotation of a GenBank genome assembly.
AUGUCUGACACCGAAAACCGCUCGCCGAGUCCUGGGCCGCAGACCGCCGCAACUCGCGGCAAGAAGAACGCCCAAACGCCCAAGCCUGGUGGCAUCAAGGACCUCAAGCUGCAGCUCGCGGACGCACAUAACCGCAUCGUGGAAUUAGUCGAACGUGCGGAGACGGCUGAGAAGGCGACGGCGGACAUACGUGCAGAGCUCGCUGAGGCCUUGAAGGCACUUGACGCGGCCAAGAACAAGCCGCGCGAGAGCAUCAUGCGCUUUCCCAAGCCGCGGAAGACCGACGACAAAAUUGGGAUGGGCGACAUUACUGCGUGCCUCGAGCUCGUCCCGGACUUUGAAGGCGAAGACUCGGAGGCGCGGGCCGAUACAGCCUACAAAGCUGCCCAGCGCUUCAUCCGGGGUUUGUUCGUCGCGCUCCAGCUUGACCGCACCGAGAAGUACAUCGACGUGCGCUACUCGGAGAAGAUCACUAAGAUGUGUUCCCUCGUCAAGAAGGAGUGCCCUUACAUGAAGUUCUUCGCCGACGACUGGGCUACCCGCGCGCUCAUCCGCCAAUACAUGCGCAACUCGCGCGCGGCGGCCGCCAAACGUGGAUCCGCUGAGAGCGCGACAGGCGGCCGAGUUCGCAAGCGCCAGCGUACGAGCUACAAGCCCCUCGGCGAGAUAGAUGACGAGGAGGAGGAGUAG